AUGAGUGUGUGGAAGAGACUGCAGCGGGUCGGGAAAUCCGCAUCAAAAUACCAGUUCACAACUUCCUACCAGGAACUGGAGGUUGAGUGUACCAAAAAAUGGCAACCCAACAAAUUGUGUGUGGUGUGGACGAGGAGGAGUCGACGGAAAUCUACACAGCCUCACACCUGGGAACCAACGAUUCAGAACCCAUACAGAGGCCUGGUAACAUGGACAGUGCCAGAAAAUGUGGAGAUACAGGUCACACUGUUUCGUGAUCACAAUCAUCCAGACUUUGAGGACAAGGAAUGGGUGUUUGCUAUUGAAGAUUACUCACGCGGAGGUAGAAGGAAGAUACUUGCCACUGCACCAAUCAAUAUGAAGGACUUUGCGACUCAAGUUCCAACCCAGCAUACGAUGAAACUCAAGCUGAAGCCCAUCACAAGAAAGAUUGUAUCAGCUUCCAUACAGUUUACUCUGUCUUGUGUGUUUCUACGGGAGGGGAAAGCCACAGACGAGGACAUGCAGAGUGUGGCCAGUAUGCUGAGUAUUGGUCGAUCAGAUAUUGGUAAUCUGGAGGAACUUGAAGAUGAAGAUGUCGAAGAGAAAAGCUUCUCCUCAAAAAUAUCGGAGAUAACGUCAGAAUUGUCUAAACUCGACGACAUGGAUGACGGUAAUCCGUUUGAUGAGGAAUAUAGUAAUCCCUUUUACUCCGACUCCAAUCCUUUUGGUGACCCUGAUCUGGAGUGUACUGGUGAUCAUGAAGCAUGGUUUGAACCUGUAAAGAAAAAGCCUGCGAAGAAGGAGAGUCUGAAUCCGUUUGAGGAUAGCGGCAGUUCAGAAGGUGUAGACAGUAAGGCUGGCAGUACAGAGGGAGUAGAUCAAAGCAGCAGCAGUAAAUUGGGCAGUAGUACUGCUCCAAGUAAAUCUAGCAGUUUAGAUUACAAUCCAUUUGAUGAACCUACCCCUCCUGAUAGAGCCAUGACCAGCCCACUCUCAGAGAGGCUUGUAAACGAUGCACAGAAACACAGUCAACAAAGUACACCACAGAAAUUCAAUACACUGCCAUCAAAAACAAAACAGAGAGCCCCCGCUCCACCUGUUCCACAUAAUGGUGACUCCUCCCCAAAACACAAACCUCAGGCAAAGUUAAAGACUUCCAGGUCGGAACACUCAGCUAUAGAGAGACCAAUAUACGAAGGUACACCACCAUCUACACCGGAAACAAAGCGCAAACUCCUGCGACCUAUAACCCCGCCUCCUGAAGGUCAACAAGAUUCCAUGGAGACUUCCACAGAAUUCUCCUCCACAGCAUCAAGCCCUAGUAAACGGUUGUCUUCUGAAUGUUCUCCAGUAAAAGGUGAAAACAGAAAUGUAUUGGAAGCCUUGGACCUCAAUCAGAAUGAAUCUCCAACACACAACAGUAAUAGCUCAAGUCAGAAUCUACUGGACUGGUGUAAAGAGGUCACUAAAGGUUACAAGGGGGUCAAGGUCACCAACUUAACAACAUCCUGGAGGAAUGGGAUGGCUUUCUGUGCAAUAGUUCAUCAUUUUAGACCUGAUCUUGUGAACUUCAAGUCUUUGGCCUCUCAUGACAUCAAAGGCAACAAUAAGAUUGCAUUUGAUGCUACUGCCAAACUUGGAAUUCCACGUGUGAUAGAACCCUCAGACAUGGUGCUACUCCAGGUCCCCGACAAGCUUGCUGUGAUGACUUACCUUCACCAGUUACGUGUCUAUUUCACCGGACAAACUCUCGAGAUCCAACAAAUCGGUGUGAACACUGCUGAGAGUACAUACACUCUUGGUGAGAUGGAUCGGCAAGUUGAAGCCGAGAUCUCCAAUGAAAUGUAUGGUGACCGAACCCAGCCGAAGGUUGCUAAACAACGUUCUCCAUGCAAGGAGAAUAUCCCUAUUGGGGAAGAAACAGACAAUAAAGGUGACACAGUUGAUGGUGGAAGACGGAGAAGAAUAAGUAAGGAGAAAACUCCGGACACUGAAUCUAGUGCUUCCCAGUUAAAAAACAGUAGAGACAGCACACCAGGGACUGAUCCUUCAAGUGACUCUGAAAAAGUUGUCAACAAAACAGGACGGAAAAAAGUCUCUGCCACAGAGAUAAAAGUGACUAAACACAGUUCUCCUCCUGGUUCUAAACACAGUUCUAAGGAACGUGAUUCUAAUACAUCUAAAGAAGAUUCUUCCACAAACAAGAAACCUGUGAUGACACGAAAACAGCUCUAUAAUCCUUUUGAUUCUGACACAGAUGAUGAGGAGAUGAGUAGCGAAGGACCUGAUGCUGCAUCCCUUGCUGGGUCCUCCAUACCCACAAGUAACUCAACUAGUCCUUCAGUGAGUGCACACUCCUCUCGAGGGGGCACACCUGCUGAGUCACAUAAAAGUAUUGUUGAUAAACCGGUGGCUACAAGUACUCCUGAUAAGGUUACAAAUCGAAAGUCCCGUCAUGAAGAGCUCAAGGAGAGGGCCAAGCUAUUACUUGAACAGGCACGGAAGGAUGUAGGCCUUGAUCUCCCUAUACGACCCGUUCAAAAGUCACAAGGAUUAGAAACAACAAAGGAAGCUCCAAGAUCUCCAGAAAAAGAAUCCACACAAUCUACACCUUCACCUUCCAGUCCUACACAGAGUAGUGAAGAAAAACAGAAGCGGUUAAGAGAGCGAGCAAAGUUAUUAAUAGAAGAGGCUCGAGCCAGUCUGGACCAAACCAAGUCUAUAGAACGACAAUCCAGUACAACAUCUGAUGGGUCAUUGGACAGUGAUAAAGCAUCAGUUUUAAGGAGGCCUAAAGCGAAGAGAAUUACAUCUUCACAACUAUUUGUGAUGAAAAGUGUGACAUUGGAUGCAACUAACCGAGAAGUUCCAAAAAAACUUGAUCUAAAAUUGAAGAAGUUCAGUGUGAAAAGAACUGACCUGGUAUCACAGCUGUCACAGGAAAAAACACCAUCCCCACAACAGGAGGAGAUAAAACCAGUCAAUGGAAGAAAAGUCAUCACACCGGUGUCACCUCUCUCCUUCAGUGGAGAAAUCUCUAUUGAUGGGAGUGAAGGCUCUGGUGAUACACAUGACUCACUAGACUUGGACGAGCUGAUGAGUAAACGUGAUGAAGUGAGUAAUUCUGACAAUGAAGUUUAUCUGAACUUACAGGACACAAAUCAGUAUGUACACAGUGAGAUGGAGGCUCUAGAGCGAGAACAAAAACAGAUUGACGAUGAAGCUCAAGGUCUAGAAAGUCAGCUUAGGGUCGUCAUGGCAAAAGGUAAAAAUAAAGCCUUAGAAGAAAAACUGAUGCAGGAGUGGUUUUUACUUGUCAACAAACGCAAUGCUCUCAUCCGCCGUCAAAUGCAGCUCAAUAUACUAGAAAAAGAGGAUGAUUUGGAAAGACGUUUCGAGUUGUUGAAUCGGGAGCUACGUGCUAUGAUGGCGAUUGAAGAUUGGCAGAAGACCCAGGCACAGAAACACAGAGAAAAGUUACUGUUAGAGGAACUGGUCGCCAUUGUUAACAAACGGGAUGAACUUGUUCAGCAUCUUGACACACAAGAAAGAGCGAUUGAGGAUGAAGAGAAGUUGGACCAGGUGGUGUCCGAGGGGAAGUUUCUACAACAAGAAAAGCAAUGCUGUGUUCAGUAG
Ylistrum balloti is the source of this 3618-nucleotide messenger RNA. Its product is annotated as EH domain-binding protein 1-like. NCBI's taxonomy places the organism in Eukaryota, Metazoa, Mollusca, Bivalvia, Pectinida, Pectinidae. The transcript has 23 exons. Bases 1 to 3618 code for a protein of 1205 amino acids. The record is from RefSeq and is a predicted model, not a curated record. Gene Ontology annotation, molecular function: protein binding.